Colletotrichum lupini is the source of this 477-nucleotide messenger RNA. RefSeq lists its product as uncharacterized. The record is from RefSeq and is a predicted model, not a curated record. The coding region runs from base 1 to 477 and encodes 158 amino acids. The transcript has 3 exons. NCBI's taxonomy places the organism in Eukaryota, Fungi, Ascomycota, Sordariomycetes, Glomerellales, Glomerellaceae.
AUGAACGUUGACGACCACGGCCCAAACUCCGUCCCAAACAGAAAAGACAAAAUGUUUUUGAAACUUGGAGGUAAGCGCGUCGUCCCAACACUGGAAAGUCUCCCCGUUGUCAGACUCGCCCGGUGCAAACUUUCGUCGCGCGUUUGGAUUCGCAUCCGUGCUGAGGUGUUAUGGGUACUGAUUUUCCAAGUUUUGGCCCUUGAGAUGUUGGAAUUUAUUGCGUUUAGAUACCAUCAGUGUGUUGUCAUCUCUCUAGGCGUCCAACGUGGUGUAUUUGAACCCCCCCUUGAGAGGGAAUCGAGUAUCUCGGGCUUGGAUAUACAAUACUUGUCUUGGUCAACUGCCCCCCUCGCGCCCAUUUUCCCUCUUACCCCCUCGGAAAAGGUGCAAAGCAAGCCCCCCCCUUCGAAACGAAACCCUAUUGUCGGUCUACCAGAGCACACGGGUUGUCUCGUCUCGUUCCCGGUGUAUAUCUGA